UUUCCGCCGCUUCUUGCAGCGAGAAAGAAGAGAAUGCUUGUACUCCUCCUAAUACUGUACAUGGGGAAAGGCACGGCGAUGAAUUGAAGGCGAGCGGACUCCAGCAGGGCGUCCUUUAGAUCCUUUUCCUUCAUUGCAUCUCGUCUCGUCUCGUCUCCUCCCUUCUCGGUUGAUCUCUGGAUCAGGUCAAGGUGGCAUUUUUCAGUCCACUGGGGGCAAGAGCUGCGAUUUUUGGUGUUCUCGCGGAGGAGGUGAUCGGAGGUGGAUUUGGUAGUACUACCAUGAAGGUUUUGGAGUUGAGCUGUGCAACCUCUCACUCACACUAGGCUUUAUUCACCAUCCAGAUUUUGGUCUUCAGGGCGAAAAGGAAGUGAAGAGGAGAUGAAUGAGAAGGAUACCACUGAUUUUGAGAAGAGUGAGGCUAGUGAACACACCCAAACUCUGAGCUUCCAUGGUGCCAUGUUCUUGCCGGAGGCUCAGAUUGCUUCUUCUGCAAAUGCAUUGACUACCAUGGCCAAUCCAUUCCCUAUCCAUCCUGGCUUAUGGAAUCCACCUGCACAGAGUUUGGGUUUAGGUGAAACCAGCUUUUCGUCGUUGCUCGGAAUGCUAUCGGCAGGCGUGCCCCCGUCUGCUGCCACCUCUGGGUUCUUAGAUUCUGCAACAGGGUUUUCUAGCUACAAUGGAGGCAAUCUUGGAGCCAUGAUCAAUCACUCCUUCCCUAGUAUCCAGCAUUUGGGUGAUCUCGGAAAUGGCGUCGAGAUUGAGGCGAUUGCGAGUGAAGGAUGCAAGAAUGUAUCACAAACUAGUGAGAAGCAGCAAGGAGAUGCUGAGAUGACACAUGAUGUUGAUUCCCCCUCCAAGGAGCUAAGCAAGCCAGAGUGCACUGGUGGCACUGUCCAUGAUGAGGGGACUAGGGUAUCUUGUUCCAAGAAGAGAAAAAGAUCAGGACAGGAUCAUGGGGUGAAGCAUGUAGAAGGUGGUGAAGAGCCACAGAAGAAUGAGAAUGAUGAAAAAGAUGAACCAAAGAGAUCUUCUGUGGCGUCGGGGAAAUCCAGUGGGAAACAAGCAAAGGAUAAUGCAGGUUCACCAAAGGAAGAAUACAUACAUGUAAGAGCUCGACGUGGUCAGGCUACUAACAGCCAUAGUCUUGCAGAAAGGGUUCGGAGGGAAAAGAUCAGUGAAAGGAUGAAAUAUCUUCAGGAUCUUGUUCCUGGUUGUAGUAAAGUAACUGGUAAGGCUGUUAUGCUGGAUGAGAUAAUUAAUUAUGUUCAAUCCUUACAGAGGCAGGUUGAGUUUUUGUCAAUGAAGCUGGCAAGUGUCAAUCCAACACUGGACUUCAACAUAGAUCGCAUUCUAUCUAAGGAUAUUUUUCAGUCUCAAGGCGCCAUCGCAUCAUCGGUGUUUGGCUUCUUACCGGGCAUUGUUUAUCCCCAAUUACACCAACCAAAAUAUAUGCAAGUCAAGAUGCCCAGCAUUGUGAACUCCACUGAUGCAUUCAGAAGAGUAACCCAUGCUCCAUUAGGAACUAACAGUGCAUUGAAAGAAACCAAACACCAGAUGCCCAAUAAUUUGAAUGGAGAGUUCCAGGACGUCAUCGAGAUACCUUUUACUCAUGAUCACCAUGGAUUAAGUGAUCGACCCUGAGAUAGAUUCCAUGACUAAAGCAAGAGAUCAAUAUGUGCCAUGGGCUAUCAACAGAACUGUGAUAUAUGAGCAUGUUGAAAUCAUGGUACUAGCUCACAGUUGAUCACUGAAGUAUAAGCAUCCAAAAUUCUUUGUUAGUGCUGCUUUUGCAUAUUCAUAGCAGCAAGUGACCAACUUUGAAGCCUCUCUUCAGAAGUCUGUUAUAGAAAAUUUGGAAGGUAAGACAAUGUAGGAUGCUCACAUGGAGAUCUCAAGCAAUAUGUUCUCCACUGAAGUAAUCUACAGUCUUCAAUAAUUGUCAAUCCCAGGAUGAUUACCACACACUAGCUAGUAUUGCGAGCGAGGCUACAGGAGCAUCCUUUGAUGUACUUGCUUAGUUAGUUAGUACUGUGUUCCAUCAGAAGAAACAUGGUCAGAUGUAGUCAGUGAUUUUAGAUUUGUUGAGAAAAGAUAAAAUGAGCCUGGUUUGAUGUCGCGAUCAUUUAUUUGUUUUCAAUCUGGCAAAUCUGUGAAUUCUGAUGGAGAUGGUUGCUGUCAGACUGGUCUCAUUCUUUUUAGUGACCUUGUUAAGAAAACAUGCACAAAAUGGCAUGUUUUGGAAGGCUUGAGCUUCACAUCAAUUUUGCAUGAAGCGAUGUAAUAAAUCAUCUGAUAUGAAUCCGAUGGUCAUGGCAAGAGCAGUCAAGAAACUCUCGAGCCUAGUUUCACUGAAUUUUCUCUGCAUCUAUCUGCAAAUAGUAACUAUUUAUUUUUUCUUUUCCAAGGAUCAAACCACACCAAUCCACAAAAGACACUUUGUGAAACAAAUUA
Molecule: messenger RNA, 2454 nt
Organism: Oryza brachyantha (malo sina)
Lineage: Eukaryota; Viridiplantae; Streptophyta; Magnoliopsida; Poales; Poaceae
Product: transcription factor bHLH49
Exons: 8
Coding region: 382-1644 (420 amino acids)
Biological process (GO): regulation of DNA-templated transcription
Cellular component (GO): nucleus
Molecular function (GO): DNA-binding transcription factor activity; protein dimerization activity
Source: RefSeq, a predicted model, not a curated record